AUGAGCAAAGAAAAGGACAAAAACAGAGCAAAUUCUUACGGCACGUUUCAAGGUGUCCCUACUUAUCCGCCACCAUCGCAUCAUCGCCCGCCGUCGCAUCAUCGUCCGCCGUUGCAUCCUCCGGUCUCCGGAGUUCCUCAGUCGACCCCGUCUCACGGAGCAGCUCAUCACGACAUUUCCGUUCAUCAGUACAUUCAAGAACAUCAAACCGUUCCUGGAUACCCUGUUGUUGCUGGACCUGUAAAAGAAGACCCUCUUCCUUGUUGUGGUCUUGGAAUCGGCUGGUUCUUGUUCAUAACCGGUUUCCUCCUUGCUGCAAUCCCAUGGUACGUAGCCGUAUUCAUUCAAGUAUGUGCUAAAAUCAAUCCUCGAGAGAAACAUGGAUAUGUAGCAUGUACCAUCGCGGCUAUUAUUGCUACAAUUGCCAUUGUUUACGUCUUCAUGGGAGGAAGAGGAGCCUGGUCGUGA
This is a messenger RNA of Microthlaspi erraticum, 468 nucleotides long. NCBI's taxonomy places the organism in Eukaryota, Viridiplantae, Streptophyta, Magnoliopsida, Brassicales, Brassicaceae. The record is from the annotation of a GenBank genome assembly.